Gracilinanus agilis (Agile Gracile Mouse Opossum) is the source of this 1692-nucleotide messenger RNA. It is a transcript of the gene CASP9, whose product is annotated as caspase 9. The transcript is spliced from 9 exons. Bases 179 to 1255 code for a protein of 358 amino acids. The record is from RefSeq and is a predicted model, not a curated record. Gene Ontology annotation, biological process: regulation of apoptotic process; proteolysis. NCBI's taxonomy places the organism in Eukaryota, Metazoa, Chordata, Mammalia, Didelphimorphia, Didelphidae. Gene Ontology annotation, molecular function: cysteine-type endopeptidase activity.
UGGGAGGAGGCGGCCUCCGGGGUCCUACAAAGGAGAGGCGGGGUCUAGUGUCCGAUAGGGGAGGAGCAGAGGUGUCUAGACGCCCCCAAGGCGGGGCCGGACCCGGAAGCGGGUCCGUUGGUCUCCGGUAUCAGCCUCCUGACCCCCUCACCCGGGCUGGGUAGGCGAAGGGGAGGCCAUGGAGGAGUCCCAGCGGCAGCUCUUCCAGAAGAACCGCCUGCGCCUGGUGCGCGAGCUGCAGGUGGAGCCGCUUUGGGAUCUGAUGCUGGACCGAGAGCUGUUCACUCGAGACAUGAUCGAGGACAUCCAGAGAGCCGGCACUCGGAGGGAUCAGGCUCGACAACUGGUCACAGAUCUUCAGACACGAGGGAAACGUGCCCUUCCCACGUUCAUCUCUUGCCUGGAAGCCACCGGCCAGUGGGAUCUAGCAGCCCUCCUCGGUGAGAGUAACACGACUCUGACCCAACAGCCGGAUCCCAUUAACCUCAAACCAGUUGAAAUGAUCAGAUCUGGGGAAUCAAGAAGUACUGAUAUGAAGCUUCCCAUAAAACCACUGGUCCCAGGUUCCUACACCAGCAAGAAAGAUGUACCACAGGGUGCUGUGGGGUCUACACAAACCCAAGGUGGGAGAAACACGGUUAUGGGAAUGGGAGCAGCCUUGCAACAGCUGGCAGAGAGGGACCACAGUGCUCUGGACUGCUGUGUGGUGGUCAUUCUGUCUCAUGGCUGUCAGGCCAGUCAUAUCCAGUUUCCUGGAGCCAUCUAUGGCACGGAUGGAGCCUCCAUUUCAGUUGAGAGAAUUGUGAACAUCUUCAGUGGGUCCAGAUGCCCCAGCUUGGGAGGGAAACCAAAGCUUUUCUUUAUCCAGGCCUGUGGUGGGGAUCAGAGAGACCAUGGAUUUCAAGUGUCUUCUAAUAUUCCUGAGGACAAGUCCCCUGGCAGUGACCCUGAGACCGAUGCCACUCCUUUUCAAAAUAACUUCGAUCAGCCAGAUGCUGUGGCCAGCUUGCCGACACCAAGUGACAUCUUGGUAUCUUAUUCUACUUUUCCUGGUUUUGUCUCCUGGAGGGAUCCAAAGAGUGGUUCGUGGUACAUAGAGACCUUGGAUAGAGUCUUGGAGGAGUGGGCUGAUCGUGAAGACUUAUUGCAUAUUCUUCUCAUGGUGUCUAAUGCUGUGUCUGCCAGAGGGACAUAUAAACAGAUUCCUGGUUGUUUUAAUUUCCUCCGGAAAAGAUUUUUCUUUAAAACAAAGUGAGAAUGAAUAUGGCCGUUUUCCCCUCCUACCUGAAACUCUCCUUUCUCUCUGCCUGGAAACAGCUGCAGACAAGGGCACUGGCUUUCUUACUUAGGAAUGGGAAGAAGGUGGCCUCUUUUACUUUGCUCUGAACAACUUCCUCUGAUUUUUUAUCCUGGAGACAUUAGCGAUACCAGCCUCCUGGCUUUUGCCCCACCAACAGCAACAGGUCCAGUGAUGGGAAGAGCUCAAGAUUAAAAGGAGUCAAGGAAGAGAUAACCCACUGUGACUGGUUAACUGGGUGACUUGGUUUCUUUGAAAUUGGGAGCUAUAAGCACCAAAGGAAGUCUCAACUCCUUGAUAAGUAAGUUGGGUGCCACCAGAUCCUUAAAAAUGGAAAUCUCAGAUCUUGAAAAAGACUUUAGAAAUUGUUUAUUUUUUCUACUGUUUGUGGUUUU